Molecule: messenger RNA, 1392 nt
Organism: Lepidothrix coronata (blue-crowned manakin)
Lineage: Eukaryota; Metazoa; Chordata; Aves; Passeriformes; Pipridae
Gene: NMUR2
Product: neuromedin U receptor 2
Exons: 4
Coding region: 179-1369 (396 amino acids)
Biological process (GO): G protein-coupled receptor signaling pathway
Cellular component (GO): plasma membrane
Molecular function (GO): neuromedin U receptor activity
Source: RefSeq, a predicted model, not a curated record
AAAACCUUACCCAGAGCCAGGCACACACACUCACUCACAUCCUCAGUGGCUUUGUGCAUCCAGGUCUGCCAAGACAACUCCACCCACCCCUCCUCUCUCUGCAAAAAGUGAACAAACUAGCACAGAGAAACGUAAAGAAGACCAAAUCUCAGCUGUGAAACAUUUCAGCAGAUCAGUAAUGGCCUGGAUCAGUAAUAUCUCCUGGUUAAACCACCUUGCUCUACAGGAAGAACGUUUCAGGGGGUACUUAAACAGCACUGAGGAUUACUUAGCCUUCCUGUGUGGGCCCAGACGGAGCCACCUGUUCCUGCCCAUGGCUUUGGUGUACACCCUGAUCUUCAUUGUUGGGGUGGUGGGGAACUUCUUAGUUUGCCUCGUAAUCCUCAAGCACCAGAACAUGAAGACCCCGACCAAUUAUUACCUCUUCAGUCUGGCGGUCUCGGACCUGCUCGUGCUGCUUUUCGGGAUGCCACUGGAAGUCUACGAGAUGUGGAGCAACUACCCCUUCCUGUUCGGGCCCGUCGGCUGCUACCUGAAGACAGCGCUCUUUGAGACGGUGUGCUUUGCCUCCAUCCUCAGCGUGACCACGCUCAGCGUGGAGAGGUACAUCGCCAUCCUCCACCCCUUCCGUGCCAAGCUGAAGAGCACCCGCAGGCGAGCCCUGAGGACCAUCCUGGCGCUCUGGGUCCUCUCUGUCCUCUUUGCCCUCCCCAACACGGGCACCCAUGGCAUCAUGCUGCAGCAUUUCCCCAACGGCACCCUGGUCCCGGGCUCUGCUACCUGCACUGUGGUCAUGCCCUUGUGGAUCUACAACUGUAUUGUCCAGAUUACUUCUCUUCUCUUCUAUGCGCUGCCCAUGGGGGUAAUAAGUGUGCUGUACUAUCUGAUGGGGCUAAGAUUGAAAGGAGAUGAAACUUUGGAAGUAGAGGAAAUGGCUGUGAAUGUUCAGAGACCAUCCAGGAAAUCAGUCACAAAGAUGUUGUUUGUCCUCGUGAUAGUUUUUGCUAUCUGCUGGGCUCCAUUCCAUAUAGAUCGACUUUUCUUCAGCUUUGUUGUGGAGUGGACUGAGCCUUUGGCUAACACAUUCAACUUAAUUCAUGUGGUGUCAGGCGUUUUCUUCUAUCUGAGCUCUGCCACGAACCCCAUCAUUUACAACCUGUUGUCCCAGCGCUUCAGGAUGGCUUUCCUCAGUGUGAUUUCUCCUUGCUGUAAGCACUGGGCCCCUGAACAUCCCACUUGCAAGAUUUCUGCCCAGAAGAGCAUGUUUGUGAUUGAGGGUCACAAUCUCAUGGACUCUGCUGAAUACAUGAGUGCCCCUGGCACACACAGGACAUCUGUCAGCAGUUCUCAGCUCUCCACUGGUCUGUGACUUUCCAUGUGAUGAUCCAGGUG